GGGUGCUUCGGUAUAAACUUCACGCACAAGUCGCCAACCAUUGGGAACUGGGCAGCCGCGCGCGAUAACCUUGUUUUUCAAAAUAUAUCCGUCUACUUUCGAAAAUUGUACAUUACGUGACGUGCGAGCGAAUGGCUAACCUAUACGAAGACCAGCAGAUUGCGUUUCGAGUUAGAGUUUUAUCUCGUGUCUCUCACGUAUUCAAUUGUGCUCUGUCAGUUCAAGCUAACCAAACUUUCUGCGUGCAUUGAUCAUUGGGGCCCUGAAAAAGAUCGUUAGCUCGGAGCCGAUAUCUGGCUCUGUGCGCUAGAGUUCUGGCCGCGAACCUCGCAUAAAGAUAAAGAAAAAAAGGGCUAGCAGAAGAGAAGGAGCGAACGGAGCCUCUCUGUGUGCGUGGUGGAGGUGCGACAAGUGCGCGUGCUACAUUACGUCAGGUCAGGGAGAGAGAGAGAGAGAAAGAAAGAAAGGAAGAAAGAGAAAAAGAGAGCGAGCGGUGGAGGCAGCGCGUCUCUUUGACAUCUGCGCAUUUCUCGCGUUCGCUCAGGGGAAAACUCCAAAACAAGCAACAUGGCGGACCCGAGCAACGAGCCUGCAUCGUCGAGCGGUGUCUCGGAGCAGACCGCCGCGACGGCGACCGUAACCGCCGUCGUGGCGUCGAUGCGCGAGGACCACGACAAGGAGGAGAGCUACCCCGAGCCCGACAAGAAACGGCGGAAGACGCGCGCCGACGACAUCACCAAGACUGAACAGAAGCUGGAGCACCGCCUGGGCGGUAUCCUUUGCUGCGCAGUUUGUCUCGAUCUGCCUCGUGCGGCCGUCUAUCAGUGUGCUAAUGGACACUUGAUGUGUGCUGGUUGCUUCACUCAUGUCCUCGCAGAUGCCAGGCUGCGGGAUGAAAUGGCAACAUGUCCCAACUGCAGAAUUGAAAUCAGCAAGACCACGGCAUCUCGAAAUCUGGCAGUUGAGAAAGCUGUGUCUGAGUUACCUGCUGAAUGUCAAUAUUGUGCAAAGGAGUUUCCGCGAAAUUCCUUAGAGCACCAUGAGGAGGCUAUGUGUGAGGAAAGGAUAUCUAAUUGCAAAUAUAGUAGAAUCGGUUGUCCAUGGCGAGGUCCGAAUCACGAGAUCCCGGAACACGAGGCUCAUUGCGUUCAUCCUCAUCGUACGGGCGCGGAUGUAAUGGAGGCCCUGCGCGAGAUCGAUGCUCGUACUUUGGAAGAACGUAGGCUCUAUGACAAUGUCUUUGAUCUUUUGUCCUACGAGAAAAUCACGUUUAACGAUUUACAGAUGAAGCCAUAUCGUACUGACGAAUUCGUUCACAAGUUAUUUUAUGAAACUUCACGAUUUGGUGCAUUCAACAAUCAAUGGGUAGUAAAGGCCAGGAUCAAUAGCAAUCAACGUGAUCCUACCCAAAGCUCAGAGCGAGAUAUGACUUACCAACUGAUCUUAAAGACAAAAACCACUUAUCCACUACCGGUUUAUUACUUGAUCUUGAAAGGCCCGUUUGGCGAUAUGAAAGUACAUCCAAGAAUUCACAGAUUCGAGUUCACCGAGCAAGAGAACGAAAGUCCAUAUUUUACAUUACCAUUACCGGACACGGCAGAAUGCAAUAGACUCCUUGCAGCUAAAGCCAUCAGUUUUAGACUAAUAAUGUUCCUGGCAUCUAAGUAGCUUACAACGACAAAGACUAUUGUCAAGAUUUUGUCACGAAGAGGAUCGAUUGACACGAUCUUCUAGAUGUAACGAUAAAUAAGAAUAUAGAGAUUACAGAGAUUUAUAUAUAACCGUUUAUAGUAGUGAUAAUCACGAGAUAAUGAUAAUGAUAAGAAAGAAAAAUCGAAGAUGCUAAUAUCAUUGUAAUGUGUUUGCAAGAUACAUGUUGAGAAAGAUAAAUUAUAUAUUAAAAUAAUAUAACGUGGCAUGCACAGAGAAAGCACUAUAAUGUUUAAAUUGAAUAUUUAAUUAUUUAAUACAUUUAAUUAACAAAUUGCUUUGUUUCUUUUGCCUAUCUUUAUUUUUGCAUUUCACAAAAAAAACAAGAAUAAAGAUCAAUUUGUGCAGAUUAUUGUGUAAGCAGGCGUAAUUAAAUCGCAUUUGUACAAUUGUGCAAUUUAUAUUUUGAGACGAAGCAACGCGCAGCAUUAUUUAGAUAAUAUUAAUUUAAUAUGUACACACCUGUCCAUAUGAAGCCCAAUCGCGAACUUGUUUGAUUUAAGUAAAUUAGACGCUAUCAAUGUAAAAUUCUGAAUAAAAAUUAUAAUGAGCCUA
Messenger RNA from Ooceraea biroi (clonal raider ant), 2265 nucleotides. Its product is annotated as cysteine and histidine-rich protein 1 homolog. The record is from RefSeq and is a predicted model, not a curated record. Gene Ontology annotation, cellular component: nucleus. Gene Ontology annotation, molecular function: zinc ion binding. NCBI's taxonomy places the organism in Eukaryota, Metazoa, Arthropoda, Insecta, Hymenoptera, Formicidae.